GGUGAAGGAAGACGGAGGUCCUUCUUUCGUAUUACGAGCUUUCCGGGGGGCCUCUCUUGAAGACACCGACAGCCCUCGGCGCCGAUGGAGCGCCGGUAGAAACCCUAGAUUACCUUCCGUUCCAAGGUAUAGGGCGUUUUCAGGGCCGUCGGUGGGCGUUCGACAUGGAGAUCCUUAACAAGCUCAAGAAUCUGGAUGCGUACCCAAAAAUUAACGAGGAUUUCUACAGCCGGACCUUCUCCGGAGGCGUCAUCACCGUCGUCUCUUCCAUCAUCAUACUCUUGCUGUUCAUCUCAGAAACUAGACUUUUUCUUUACUCAGCAACUGAGACUAAGCUGAUUGUGGAUACUUCAAGAGGAGAGAGGUUACAUGUUAACUUUGAUAUUACGUUUCCAUCUCUUCCUUGUACGCUUCUUAGCGUUGAUACAGUUGACAUAAGCGGGGAGCAGCACUAUGAUAUUAGGCAUGAUAUAACAAAGAAAAGAUUAGAUCAUCUUGGGAAUGUUAUCGAGUCAAGGCAGGGAGGUAUUGGUGCCCCAAAGAUUGAUAGGCCUUUACAAAAGCAUGGGGGAAGGCUUGAUCAUAAUGAAGCUUACUGUGGUACUUGUUAUGGUGCAGAAACUUCAGAUGAUCAAUGCUGCAAUUCAUGUGAAGAGGUUCGUGAAGCAUACCGGAAGAAAGGAUGGGCUCUAACGAAUCCUGAUAUGAUCGACCAGUGCACAAGAGAAGGAUUCUUUCAAAAGAUCAAAGAUGAAGAGGGGGAAGGAUGUAACAUCCAUGGUUUCUUGGAUGUCAGCAAAGUAGCAGGAAAUUUCCACUUUUCCCCUGGAAAAAGCUUCCAUCAAUCGGGCAUUCAUGCGCAUGAUCUAUUGGCCUUCCAAACUGAAAGCUAUAAUAUAAGCCACAGAAUAAACAAACUAUCAUUUGGAAAAGAGUUCCCAGGUGUGGUAAACCCCCUUGAUCGAGCACAGUGGAAACAAGGAGGAUCAUUUGGGAUGUAUCAGUAUUUCAUCAAAGUAGUUCCAACUAUCUACCAUGGCAUCAGAGGACACAAGAUUAAUUCAAAUCAAUUUUCAGUGACUGAGCACUUCAGAGAUGAAAGCGUAUAUCCAAGACCCCUUCCUGGGGUUUACUUCUUUUAUGACUUUUCACCAAUUAAGGUGAUUUUUACAGAGGAAAAUCGAUCAAUUCUUCACUUCCUGACUCAAUUAUGUGCUAUAAUUGGAGGUGUCUUCACUGUUUCUGGAAUUAUUGAUGCUUUUGUUUAUCAUGGAGCCCGGACGAUUAAGAAGAAAAGGGAGCUCGGGAAAUACAGGUGAUUUGCUUUAGGUGAUUUGCUCAGAAUUUGAGGUAGAUGUCUUGUAUUUUUCUAUGCUUAGCCUUGUCAAAAGAAUGGGGUUGGUAGAUUGCCAUACUAGUGAAAUUAUUGUAGAAAUUCCGCAAAAAAAGGUGUUACCCUGCAUGGAUACUGUGAAAAUUAUUACACGUGAGAGUGAUGUGACAAACACAUGCUAUUUAAUCUCAUUUAGUACCACGAUUUCUGUGAUUUA
Molecule: messenger RNA, 1550 nt
Organism: Musa acuminata subsp. malaccensis (wild Malaysian banana)
Lineage: Eukaryota; Viridiplantae; Streptophyta; Magnoliopsida; Zingiberales; Musaceae
Cellular component (GO): endoplasmic reticulum; COPII-coated ER to Golgi transport vesicle
Source: RefSeq, a predicted model, not a curated record